AUGUCAGGAAGACGGGAAAUAAGAACUGAGAAAUACGUGAAUGAAGAGUGCCGUGUGCGAGAGAAUUUGCCCUCAAACUUCUACGAUAUCUAUGUUAUGACUGUCGAAACGCGCGACGACGAGUGGGACGAGGUCGAAAGGCCGAACUGGCGAGGGCUUGGUCUGACUGACCCGAUCAAGAAUGUGGAAGACAAAUGGCUGCUGCUGCCUGCCUUCUUGAAGGUGAAGGGCCUGGUGAAGCAACAUAUCGACUCGUUUAACUACUUCGUGGACGUCGAUAUCAAGAACAUCGUCAAGGCCAAUAACAAAGUUACCUCGGACGUCGACCCUCGGUUCUGGCUCAAAUACACUGACAUAAAUGUGGGCUUCCCCGAGAGGCCAGACAAGGACGCGAUCGACAAGCGGAUAACGCCGCACGAGUGCCGACUGCGAGACAUCACAUACAGUGCGCCGGUCAUUGUCACAAUUCAGUAUACGAGAGGUCGAACGAUCGUGCAAAGAAAUGUAAACGUCGGGCGGCUGCCGAUCAUGUUGCGCAGCAGCAAGUGUGUGCUAACGGGACGCAGCGAAGCCCAGCUGGCGCGGAUGACGGAGUGCCCUCUGGAUCCAGGAGGGUACUUUGUAGUCAAGGGGACAGAGAAAGUGAUACUUGUACAGGAACAACUGAGCAAGAAUCGAAUUAUUGUCGAAACUGAUCCUGUGAAAGGCGUUGUUCAGGCAUCGUGUACCUCGUCGACUCACGGCGGCCUGAAAUCCAAGACGUACGUCGCGACGAAAAAGGGCAAAAUAUAUUUGCGGCACAAUUCGAUUCACGAGGAUGUCCCCAUUGUUAUUGCGCUCAAAGCUUUGGGGAUCCAAUCUGACAAGGAGAUCUUGCUGCUGACAGCCGGCAACACCGAAUCUUACAAGAUGGCGUUCGCGACAAACCUUGAGGACGCCGCAAAGCUGGGCAUAUUUACCCGCCAUCAGGCUUUGGAAUAUAUAGGUACACGGGUGAAGGUGAAUCGUCGAGUUGUGGGUCCUCGGCGUCCUGCAUGGGAAGAAGCACUGGAAGCGCUUGCCACCAUUGUUCUUGCCCAUGUCCCCGUCAAAGGCCUCGAUUUCAGGUCCAAGGCGAUAUUCGUGGCCACUAUGACCCGUCGAGUCCUCAUGGCCAUGGAUGACGAGAAAAUGGUGGACGAUCGAGAUUAUGUUGGCAACAAGCGCUUAGAGUUAGCCGGACAGCUUCUCGCGCUUCUUUUUGAAGAUCUCUUCAAAACUUAUAACACCAAUCUAAAGUCGGCCAUCGACAAAGUCCUGAAGAAGCCAUCACGGACCAAUGAAUUUGACGCUUUUAAUACCAUGCAAUUCCAAGGUGACCACCUGACGUCGGGGUUCGUUCGGGCUAUUUCGACUGGGAACUGGUCUCUCAAGCGGUUCAAGAUGGAACGCGCAGGCGUGACGCAUGUCCUGAGCCGCCUUAGUUUCAUUUCCGCUCUCGGGAUGAUGACUCGGAUCUCCUCGCAAUUUGAAAAGACCAGAAAAGUCAGUGGACCGCGUGCUUUGCAACCUAGUCAGUGGGGAAUGCUGUGUCCCAGCGACACGCCCGAAGGGGAGGCAUGUGGGCUAGUAAAAAACCUGGCGCUCAUGACACAUAUCACCACCGAUGUGGAAGAAGAGCCUAUUAUUCGGCUGGCAUUCAUGCUGGGCGUCGAAGAUAUCAGCCUGGCAACAGGGACGGAGAUAUACGGCCCUCAUACAUUCGUGGUUAACGUUAAUGGUACUAUAAUUGGGAUCACGCGCUACCCCUCCCGUUUCGUUACUAACUUUCGGAAGCUGCGGCGAGCAAGACGGCUGAGCGAGUUUAUCAGCGUCUACAUCAACCACCACCACAAGGCAGUACAUAUUGCUAGUGAUGGUGGACGGAUUUGUCGUCCAAUGAUCAUAGUCGAAGAUAGCAAACCAAGAGUCCGAUCCGAGCAUAUCACGCUUCUGAAACAAGGCACACUGACAUUCGAUGAUUUCCUGAGACAAGGCCUCGUCGAGUAUCUAGAUGUGAAUGAAGAAAACGAUACAUAUAUUGCACUUUACGAAUCCGACAUACAUCCCACGACCACACAUCUGGAAAUCGAGCCUUUUACAUUACUUGGCGCCGUCGCAGGUCUAAUUCCAUAUCCCCACCAUAACCAAUCUCCCCGAAAUACAUAUCAAUGUGCCAUGGGAAAGCAAGCCAUCGGGGCCAUCGCCUAUAAUCAAUUUAAUCGCAUCGAUACCCUUCUAUAUCUGUCAGUAUAUCCACAGCAGCCGAUGGUCAAGACUAAGACCAUCGAGCUAGUGGGGUACGAUCGCCUCCCCGCUGGCCAGAACGCGACCGUGGCUGUAAUGAGUUAUUCGGGAUAUGAUAUCGAGGAUGCCCUGAUCUUGAACAAAGCUAGUCUGGAUCGUGGUUACGGUAGAUGCCAGGUCCUGCGCAAAAACGCGACGCUUAUACGAAAGUAUCCAAAUGGGACAUUUGAUCGGCUCGCUGAUGCUCCAUUGGAUGAGAAUGGCCAAACGCAGAAAAAGUACGACAUAAUUCAACUCGAUGGUCUCGCGGGCGUUGGCGAGCGGGUGGAUCCUGGCGAUGUUUAUGUCAACAAGCAAAGCCCUACUAACGCCAACGAUAACUCAUUCACUGGCCAGGCUGCGGCUGUCCCUUACAAGAACACGCCAAUGUCGUAUAAAUCCCCCGUCGCUGGCCAAAUCGACAAGGUGAUGAUAACUGACACGGAGAGCGAUCAAACCCUUAUCAAAGUGUUGAUCCGGCAAACCCGGAGGCCCGAGCUGGGCGACAAGUUCUCAAGUCGACAUGGACAAAAGGGUGUCUGUGGGUUGAUCGUAAACCAAGAGGACAUGCCCUUCAACGACCAAGGCAUAAAUCCUGAUACCAUCAUGAAUCCGCAUGGUUUCCCAUCCCGAAUGACAGUGGGUAAGAUGAUUGAGCUUUUAGCUGGCAAGGCAGGAGUAUUAUGCGGUAAACUGCAGUAUGGAACCGCUUUUGGGGGAUCAAAAGUCGAAGAUAUGAGCCGAAUACUCAUCGAGAACGGUUUCAGCUACGCCGGCAAAGACAUGCUCACUAGUGGCAUUACUGGUGAACCCCUCGAGGCGUAUGUAUAUUUCGGCCCCAUUUACUACCAGAAACUCAAACAUAUGGUUAUGGAUAAAAUGCAUGCCCGCGCCAGGGGCCCACGUGCCACUCUAACCAGACAACCGACGGAAGGUCGGUCCCGCGAAGGUGGGCUUCGACUUGGCGAGAUGGAGCGCGAUUGCUUGAUAGGUUAUGGCGCAACCCAACUCCUCCUGGAGCGUCUCAUGAUCUCUUCGGACAAGUUCGAAGUCAAUGCUUGUCAGGAGUGCGGGCUUAUGGGAUACAACGGCUGGUGCACGUAUUGCAAGAGCUCGAAGAAAAUGGCUCAGCUGACUAUCCCAUAUGCUGCAAAGCUGCUUUUCCAAGAGCUGAUGGCCAUGAACGUGGUGCCUCGCUUAAUCCUGGAAGACUGUUCCUAG
Molecule: messenger RNA, 3525 nt
Organism: Pleurotus ostreatus (oyster mushroom)
Lineage: Eukaryota; Fungi; Basidiomycota; Agaricomycetes; Agaricales; Pleurotaceae
Gene: RET1
Product: DNA-directed RNA polymerase III core subunit ret1
Exons: 16
Coding region: 1-3525 (1174 amino acids)
Biological process (GO): DNA-templated transcription
Cellular component (GO): RNA polymerase III complex
Molecular function (GO): DNA binding; ribonucleoside binding; DNA-directed RNA polymerase activity
Source: RefSeq, a predicted model, not a curated record